Molecule: messenger RNA, 1101 nt
Organism: Trypanosoma conorhini
Lineage: Eukaryota; Euglenozoa; Kinetoplastea; Trypanosomatida; Trypanosomatidae
Product: oxidoreductase-like protein
Exons: 1
Coding region: 1-1101 (366 amino acids)
Molecular function (GO): nucleotide binding
Source: RefSeq, a predicted model, not a curated record
AUGCCGGAGGACGUGACGCGCGCCAGAGUUGGCCUUCUCGGUGCCGCCAACAUUACCCGCCUCGUGUGGGGCUCCAUCCACCGCGCGGGGCAUCGAGUGACGCUGCUUGGGUGUCGCGACGCGGAACGCGGGGCGGCGUAUGUGCGGGAGGUGUGCGACGCACUCGCCAUCCCCGCGCCGGGGCGCCCGCGCGUCACGACGUACGCUGAGGUGGCUUCCUCCCCUGAGGUGGAGGUUGUCUACCUGCCCGUCCCAGUCGCGAGGAGGGACGAGUGGGUGGCAAAGUGUGUGGAGAACGGGAAGCACGUCGUGGGUGAAAAACCCCCCGCGGCCACGGCUGAGCAGCUGCGCCACUGGGUGGAGGCCCUCGACGCAAAGGAGCUGCUCUACAUGGACGGCACUAUGCUCUCCCAUAGCAAACGCGUACAGGCAGUGGCGGCUGCAGCGAAAACGCUGGGGCCCAUCAAACACAUGUGUUCCAACCACUGUCUCAAUGCGUCCGAAGAGUUCUAUAGUAAAGAUAUUCGCAUGGACCCCGCGCUUGAGCCUCACGGGGCACUUGGUGACCUGGGGUGGUACAGCCUCCGCUACUUUCUGCACAUCAUGCAGCUGCAGCUUCCGGUGGAGGUGACCGGCCGCAUUCUAAAGACGGGCGGAGAAAAGGGCGCCAUCGUGCAAUUCUCCGGGGAACUCACCUUUGACGUGGACGGCAACAAGACCGUCGCCUCCAUGUUUGCCGCGUUUGACUCGAUGGACGAGGCAACUCUCACUGUGGCGGGAACUGAGGGCGUGCUGCGGAUGACGGACAUGUGUCACCCGGUCAGCGGCAAACCCGCGGGGUGGACCGUCACGAAGCCGCGGACUGUGGCGCACCCGUGCAGGAGGGACACCGCGCCGGAGGUGCAGGCAUACAGCACCGACGAGCACACGGAAUCGCAACGUGACAGGAUGUGGGUGGACGUGGGACGCAUCCUUUACCGCGACCAAACCGGGAAACUGCUGGCGAGGGAGGAGCCGCGGCGGUAUUGGGCCACGCUCGCCUGGAAAACGCAGGCGGUGAUGGAUCGCAUGCUUGAGUGCUCCCGUCGCCACCACCCCUGA